UUGGUAAUAAUAACGACAACACCGCCCAGACAAACCGGAGUGAUCACAAACAGAUAUAUCGCGUUUUUGCCAGCUAUUUCAGGGUAUCAUGUUCAAAGCAGGUGGUAAAGCUGAAAUAAUUCGCUCCCAGCAGAAAGAUGAAUAUUACCUGACCUAUUUGAGGGGGUUAGCUGCUGAUGUUGUUCACAACAUAUUUGGACCAAGAGUUUGGAUUGGUUGGAGGAAAGAAGUAGAAAUCCUUGCUGACCUAGGGUACUUCCUGCUCACUACAUUAUCUGGAUUUCAAACAAUAGGUGAGGAGUAUGUUAACAUUAUUCAAGUGGACCAUACCAAAAGACAGAUACCAUCACCAUUGAGGCGUGGUUUCAUGGUUUUCCUCCAUGUUCUUACUCCAUAUGGCCUCCGUAAAGUAUUCGAUUGGCUGGAAAAGAAAUUAAGGUCACAUGAUAGUCAAGAGAUUCCCAUGGAAACAAGAGAAUUUCUACUCAAAUGUAUUCCAAUUGUAAGGACUGUUGUGCUGUAUGUUCACAGACUACACAUGGCAAUGUUCUAUCUGAAGGGCAUAUUCUACCAUUUAGCAAAAAGGAUAAAUGAUGUACAGUAUAUACAGUAUGCAGCACGGUCGACAGUAACAGAGGACACUGUAUCGCACAGCUUCAAGGUGCUGGGUGGGAUCACACUGGCACAGCUGAUUGGCUCUGGUCUGCUAGGCACUUACAGAUACAUCAAAGAUAGGUCAAAACAUAAAAACCUUCUAGCUUCAGAUGAACAGGAAAAAGAAAGUGCCAGCUAUGUUAGUGAAGACAGGAAGUGCUCUCUAUGUCUGGAGGAGAGAAAACACAGCUCAGUAACACCAUGUGGUCAUUUAUUUUGUUGGAGCUGCAUUCAUGAUUGGUGUUCCAGUAAAGCUGAAUGUCCUCUUUGCAGAGAAAAGUUUGAACAACAUAGAAUUGUACCGUUGCAGAAUAUGGAUCCACCAUAAACGAGACUUUAAACUUGAGCACUCAAUACUGUGAUAUCAUUAAUAUUCAUGGGUCACUAAUUUUCAUCCUAGAGUCAGUCAACAAAAUGAAAUCCCAACAAACAAGUAAAAUCCCCACUUGUUUUAUGUCCAGAAGUUGAAAUCCAUGAAUUAUAUCCCCAGUAAAAUAACUGUUUGGCUCAAAGCACAGAAAUUCAUGCCCAAGUUUAAUUAUUUCACGGUAUAGACCUUGAGCAUGACUGUGAUAGAUAUAUUGACAAAUUAUGAAAUGGUGCUUAUUAUGAUUUAAUAUGUUCACUUGAUUUAAGGUUAUGAGUGAUGUGUAUUAAGAUAUCCAUUUUAGUUAUUGGUUACAAGAAAGAUAGAUGAUUGAGAAAUGACUAAUUAAUACAUUUGUUUUGAAAAUGUCUUUACUCGUAGAUAUUUUCAGAACUUGAUUUUAAUAAAGCAGCAGUGCAUGAAUCUAUGUAUGUAGUAGAUAGGUGAAACGGUUUCACUUUGAAAGAAAGACCAUUAGAAUUUGAAAAUGUAUAAAUGUAAAGAAAUGUUCUUGUAUCUGACAUUAACAUAUGUUCAUAGAAUUGGCGCGAUAGACUUGUGUGGUGGAUUUCUUUGUCUUUUUCUUGCCUUUAUGGAUAAUUAUGUCUCCCCCAGGAGACAUAUUGUUUUUGCCCUGUCCGUCCGUCCGUCACACUUCAUUUCCGAGCAAUAACUGGAGAACCAUUUGACCUAGAACUUUCAAACUUCAUAGGGUUGUAGGGCUGCUGGAGUAGACAACCCCUAUUGUUUUUGGGGUCACUCCAUCAAAGGUCAAGGUCACAGGGGCCUGAACAUUGAAAACCAUUUCCGAUCAAUAACUAGAGAACCACUUGACCCAGAAUGUUGAAACUUCAUAGGAUGAUUGGUCAUGAAGAGUAGAUGACCCCUAUUGAUUUUGGGGUCACUCCGUCAAAGGUCAAGGUCACAGGGGCCUGUACAUUGAAAACCAUUUCCGAUCAAUAACUAGAGAACCACUUGACCCAGAAUGUUGAAACUUCAUACGAUGAUUGUUCAUGAAGAGUAGAUGACCCCUAUUGAUUUUGGGGUCACUCCGUCAAAGGUCAAGGUCACAGGGGCCUGAACAUUGAAAACCAUUUCCAAUCAAUAACUAGAGAACCACUUGACCCAGAAUGUUGAAACUUGAUCGGAUGAUUGGUCAUAAAGAGUAGACGACCCCUAUUGAUUUUGGGUCACUCCAUCAAAGGUCAAGGUCACAGGGACCUGAACAUUGAAAACCAUUUCUGAUCAAUAACUAGAGAACCACUUGACCCAGAAUGUUGAAACUUCAUAGGAUGAUUGUACAUGCAAAGUAGAUGACCCCUAUCGAUUUUGGGGUCACUCCAUUAAAGAUCAAAGUCACAGGGGCCUGAACAUUGAAAACCAUUUCCAGUCAGUAACUUGAGAACCACUUGACCCAGAAUGUUGAAACUUAAUAGGAUGAUUGAUCAUAAAGAGUAGAUGACCCCUAACGAUUUUGGGGUCACUCUGUGAAAGGUCAGGGUCACAGGGGCCCGAACAUUGAGAACCAUUUCCGGUCAGUAACUUGAGAACCACUUGACCCAGAAUGAUGAAACUUUGUAGGAUGAUUGGUCAUGCAGAGUAGAUGAACCCUAACGAUUUUAGGGUCACUCUGUUAAAGGUCAAGGCCACAGGGGCCUGAACAUGGAAAACCAUUUCCAAUCAGUAACUUGAGAACCUCUCGACCCAGAAUGUUGAAACUUCAUAGGAUGAUUGUUCAUGCAGAGUAAAUGACCUUAUUGUUUUUGGGGUCACUCCGUUAAAGGUCAAGGUCACAGGGGCCUGAACAUUGAUAACCAGUUCCAAUCAAUAACUUGAGAACCACUUGACCCAGAAUGUUGAAACUUCACAGGAUGAUUGAACAUGCAGAGUAGAUGACCCCUAUUGAUUUUGGGGUCAGUCUAAUAAAGGUCAAGGUCACAGUGGCCUGUUCAUGUAAAAUCAUUUUUUGGAAAAUAACUUGAGAACCACUUGACCUACAAUUUUGAAACUUAAUAGGAUGAUUGGACAUGCAAAGUAGAUGACCCGUAUUUAUUUUGAGGUCACUUGAUCAAAGGUCAAGGUCACAGGAGCCUGAACAGUGACUUGAGAACCACUAGGCCACUAGUGUUGAAAUUUAGCGGGAUGACUGGACAUGCCAAGUAGAUGAUCCCUAUUGCAGCCAACCAUAAGUGUCUCUUUGACUUUCGCUCCUGACCCCUAUUGACUUCGUGCCUAUAGGACUUUGCAUUGGGGGAGACAUGCGCUUUUUUACAAAAGCAUUUUCUAGUUUGAAGUAAUUUUUACGUACACAGAUAUCACAGAUAUAAUAAUACUUUCAUAUGAUUGCAUGUUUAUUGAUUGAAUAAUUAUAAUUGAGUAUCAGUUUUGGGUAGUUAUAAUUUUUCUAGUUUCCGUUGUUUCUUCACAUUUGUAUAUUCAUAAUACUUAUCUUAGUUUAGUUUAAACUUUUUUUUUUUUAAUUCAUUUCCCAGCAAAUAUAACUGUUUAAUGGUUUUACAUGUUUUUUAUUAAAUCUAUAUUUAUAAUCUGUUCCAUUGGUCUGAAACAAAGUCAGAUGAUAAAAUGUUUUAUUACAAACUCGUUUCUUUCCCCGUGAAGAUGCAAUGGAACCGGAAAUGUCAAUAUUUUUCCAUACACUGACCCCUGAAUUUCAUAUCUGAUGUAUUACGUAAUAUAAUGUUUGUCAUUGCAAUUGAUUCUUUUAUUGUCAUACUUAUUAUGGCUAUUGAACAAAUUCAUGAUAUUUACAUUAUAUUUAUAGGUGUAGAUAGGUAUGUAAUAAAAAGGUUAUUAUCUUUGCACUGGGAAAUAUGUACUCCUUUAAUUAGUGGAAGAAUAAAGCGCUCCUAAAGUCGCGCAGUAUUUCCGCUUCAGAACUCGUGCAUAUUUCCCAAUACAAAUCUAAUAGCCUAUAAGUAUUGACUAGUAGGCAGAGCAGAACUCGCAUAUUGACCUCUAACUGUAAUGUCUUGACAGUUUCACAUUAAAACUAUAAGACCUUUUACAUAUUUUAGACAUUUUACUGGGGGAAAUAACCAACUGAUACAAAUGUAUUUGAUUUCUCUUUAAUUCCAUUAACCUUUAAAAAUAAAACAAUUAACGCCUUUCAGGCUUGGUCAAUUCAUGUAUGAGGAUUUUAUCAGUCCGGAACAGUGAGUAUAAGUUGCUAAAUGUUCAUAUCAACCUCACUAAAAGACAAUAAUUACAUAUUAAUUAUUAUAGACAAGUGGAUUGAAGUGAAUGUAUCAGCUUUCAUGUAUUCUCCGAUCUAACCAAAUCCAUAUCAAAACUUCACUUUUAAAGUUAAAGUAGCUGAAAAUGAAUUCAAAUUGCAAUAAAUGUGAGACAUACUGACCUCCAGAUUUUGUCUAAAAAUGAUCUUGCUUUAAAAUUAAAGUUCGGUCAUAUUCAUUAGAAUAUGAAUUUUUAGCUCGACUAUUCGAAGAAUAAGUAGAGCUAUCCUACUCACCACGGCGUCUGUGUCGGCGUCGGCGUCACACCUUGGUUAAGUUUUUCGUACCAGUCUACAUUUUGACAAAGUCUUUUGAGAUAAAGCUUUGAAACUUUCAACACUUGUUUACCAUCACCAUGGCCAGUUUUAGGCAAGAGCACAUAACUCCAUCAGGGAUUUUGGCUGAAUUAUGGCCCCUUUUGACUUAGAAAUCAUGGUUAAGUUUUUCGUACCAGUUCAUAUUUUGACAAAGUCUUUUGAGAUAAAGCUUUGAAACUUUCAACAAUUGUU
Molecule: messenger RNA, 4784 nt
Organism: Mercenaria mercenaria
Lineage: Eukaryota; Metazoa; Mollusca; Bivalvia; Venerida; Veneridae
Product: peroxisome biogenesis factor 10-like
Exons: 8
Coding region: 89-982 (297 amino acids)
Biological process (GO): protein import into peroxisome matrix
Cellular component (GO): peroxisomal membrane
Molecular function (GO): zinc ion binding
Source: RefSeq, a predicted model, not a curated record